AUGCCUUCCAACCCAGAAGGACCCCCCAGCGAUGUUCCAGAGAGUAGUCGCCCGUCGAUAACAUCUACAUCAACUCUCGGAAGAGCUACUCCAAUAAUUCACGAUCAACCAAGCACCGAGCGCAGUUCCAGAACAUUAUCGUCCUCAACUCGCACUACGAAUGACUACUUGCCGUCUUUAAUCGUUCCUAGAGCGCGCAACCGACCGUCCACAAAUCAAACAACGAGUACCUCGACACUCAACGGAUCUGAAUCAGAACGCCUCGCCUAUACAAAUUUUAGGGCUAGAAAUGUUGAUCGAACUCGGCGUCCCAGUGAUCGAGUUGAACCUUACACCUUAACUUAUCAAGGUGACAGAAGUUAUAGGUCACGUGCGCGUCUCUCGGACGAUCCCGACGAGACAGCCUCUGAUGCGCGCACUAGAGUUGGCGGUAAUUACGCUUCCCAUGUACGACCCAUGAGGGAUCUUAAUCGAGACUAUACUCCGACACUAUAUGAUCCUUUGCCGGCUGUAGCAGAUAUAGGCAAUCUCUUUGCCGCGAAUCGCACUGCACGCUAUGUUUCGAGAAGAACUAGGCCUUUCCCGCUUAGAACAUCUAUAGAUCCGCCGGAUGACGGUCGAGUCUACACUCGGAGAAUACAAAAUCGCCCGCGUUUCAUAACCACAAGCUCUGUCAACAUCACGAAUCCUAUUUCAGUCUCUCCUCGGAUCAGUGAGCAAGCACACGCAACCCCUGAAGUCAGCUCAACACAAGUUCCCGAGGCCAGCAGUGAGCAAGCGCAAACAACUCCUGACAUCAACUCACCACAAGUUCCCGAGGAACCAACCGCCGUUGGCAUAAAUGAUUGUCCAAUCUGUCUCUGUCCUCUUCCCGCUCCUCCCAAUGCCGUCCUCGUGCACCCAUGCAAUCACGAAUUCUGUCUUGUCUGUAUCCAGACCUGGAUUCAAACCCAACGACAAAGACCCAACGUCCGACCUGUAAACUGUCCCUUCUGUCGGGGUCCCAUCAACAGAAUCGUCGACCGAGAUGGAAAUAUUGUAGAAUAUCAAAGAAACAUUGUCCCAGAUGCCAUUACCGACGCUCGGGAAAGAUUGAGAAGAUUGCUUGGAGGUGCGGUUGCGAAUGUCGCUGAUCCAACGCCAAGAGCAUCGAGCACAAUCGGUGGUGGGUUUGAUGAGCUUAGAAGAACAUUGAAUAGGGUGGGACCUGCGGGAAAUAUUCGUGAGCAGAUUGCAAGAGUACGAGCAAGAUUGGGUGAUGCGGAUGCAGAUUCGAGUCGUCCGGCAAACCCACUUGAUUUACCUAACGGAGCUUUGGGCUGGUGGACUUGA
Messenger RNA from Botrytis porri, 1332 nucleotides. RefSeq lists its product as uncharacterized. Lineage: Eukaryota; Fungi; Ascomycota; Leotiomycetes; Helotiales; Sclerotiniaceae. Gene Ontology annotation, molecular function: ubiquitin protein ligase activity. The coding region runs from base 1 to 1332 and encodes 443 amino acids. The record is from RefSeq and is a predicted model, not a curated record. Gene Ontology annotation, biological process: protein ubiquitination. The transcript has a single exon.